Messenger RNA from Botrytis deweyae, 1098 nucleotides. RefSeq lists its product as uncharacterized. NCBI's taxonomy places the organism in Eukaryota, Fungi, Ascomycota, Leotiomycetes, Helotiales, Sclerotiniaceae. The transcript is spliced from 2 exons. Bases 1 to 1098 code for a protein of 365 amino acids. The record is from RefSeq and is a predicted model, not a curated record.
AUGGAUGACGCAGAGGGCAGCUCAAGCUCGCCGUCUUGGUCUCCAAAUGCUGACCAAAUUCCAUAUGCUUACACCGACUUUGCGUGGGGGGCUGAUAUAGACACAAAUGCUAUUGGCUUGGAGUGGAGUCAAGCCUGGCUCGAGGAGACUUCAUUAAACUCCGAGUCAUUGCAGGAAACUCCCAAUGCUAAUGGAGAUGACUUACAAUACCAACCAGGGACUAACUUCAGUGAAGAAUACUAUAAUAGUGGCGUUUAUGCUGCGAAUGAGCUACACGUGCUGCCUGUACCAAACUGGAAUAAUUUGAACGAGACAUUGGACUUCGUGAAUUUGAACGAUCUCGAUAAUCUCUUGUCCAUCUCACCUAGAGAUUUGGACGAGAUCAUUACAAAUUCACUGUCUCCACUCGAUUGUUUCAUUGGCCCAAUCUCUCAGACCACUAAUACCGAACUUCUCGCCAACGAUAUUCAUUGCGAUCCAUUCCCAGAAACUUUCAACCACAUGGAGGCCCAACAAGCUUAUGGGUCUUAUCCCAUCGACUGGGCCACUAAUCCACCGAUACUAGACAACUCUGUCUGGGAUCCAAUGCAAUCCUCGCUAUAUAUAAGUCCGUCCACUGGAGUUCACCUCCCUUCGACAUCUUCCGCCACACUAUCUCCUAUUUCAAGCAACUCUGAAAUUAUGUCAUCUCCCACGCAAUAUUCCAAUACCAAAACUUCCAUCUCAACAUCUCAAUCCAAUUCCAACUCAACUACACCCUCAAGUGAUCGCUCCACAUCCAAUUCACCACCAAGUACCCAGAAUGAAUACACGUGCAUAAUUUGCUCCAAAACAUUUUCUAAGCGAUUCGAAUUCAAUAAACACAAACCCCUCCACACCCUCCCCCACGCCUGCACCAUCUGUCCACACCGCACAGCCCGACGCAGAGACAUGACGCGCCACAUCGCCGCCAAGCACAAGGACGUCGGUCCCUCGGGCCCUAAACCGGUGUCAAAACCUAUUUGUCCUGUGGAGGAUUGCAAACAGGGGUUUGCGAGAUCGGAUCAUUUGCUUAGACACUUGAGGAGAAAACAUCCUGGAUAUGAGUUGAGAUCUUGA